GUGGCCAUGUUUGUUCUAGAAUCCUAUGGAUUAUUUAUAAGUAUUUGACAUUAUGUAUUUUUGUAAUAAUAUAGUUAGUUCAGCAGCACUAUGUGAGCCAAGAAUUAUGACAAUAGUCUAUAGUGGUUGGGUCCUGCAUAUUCUGGAUCCUUUUAGGUAUAUGUUUGGUGUUCAUAGGAAUACAUGAUUAUUUCUCGUAUAAGCAGCCUAGGGAAUGGGGCAGAGUGUCUGUUUCUUCUCUUGUGCUUUGGUUUCUUCUCUCCUUGGUGGAGUGGAAGAAAAGGACAAGAAUUUCCAACACAGCAAGAAAAAGCUGUGUUUCUUGUCUUUCUCCUCUGAUCCGUCUAUAACUCCUGCUGUUGUUCUCCCUUUGGGCCUUAAACUGUGUAUAUGUUGAAAGAUAGUCAUACCACGCUUGGUCCUUCAGGUAACAACUUUCUGAUUCAUCUUCGAUUCAUUUGAGUCAAUUUGCACUUUACAUUAUGUUUGUUUGAAAAUUGCGACGUAUUAAGAACAAUAUAAAAUGAGGUAAGUGCAAAGGUAUCACCAGAUAUUCGAUUUGAGAUACCACAGUUCUGAUACUUCAAUCAGAUGGCAUGAACAGAUGAACUUACGAUAUGUGCUCAUCCAUCAUCUAUCAUUGAUCUUACGUAUGCAUAUACAUUACCAUGCAUGGCAUGAAUUUUUGGUGAUAAUAUAGUUGCAUCCGAAGCCUGACAGUUCCAACCUAAACCUUUUUGCUUUAGCCUACUUUCAACUGUUGGCAGUACACUUCGCUACCCCUGGUCAAUACCAUAUUUCAAAUUCCACCAACUGUGUUCCAAGGAGUUGAUGUGUCUGGAAAGGUAUCUCCAGGGCAGUACUUUCCAUAUGUCAGCUGCAACCUGGACUUGUUGAUCUAGUUUUAGUUUGGCUUUUGUUGCACCGGAUGCUUGAAUUGUUCUCUUAUCACAAGAUAGUGAACCCGGCUACAAGGUCGCUUGGAAAAGUAUUUCCCAUAUGUAGGAGCCAGGGUUUUCAACUUGUUCACAUAAAGGCAAUGACGACGUGCCCUUUUUAAAAAUAAUUUUCUAUCCAGAUAUUCACUAGAAUAUAUAAUUUCUUUGAUGUGUCAUAUGAAGAAAGUGAACUAUUGCAAUUUAGUACUGCCAUAUAUCAAGAAUCCCAUGAUAGAGCAACGGGAAAGUAAAAACCGCGGACACCAAACUAAUACUACUAAGCUGACUAGUCUCUUGAGUCUGAUUAACAUAACAGUGGGUCCAUGUUACUAUGUUAGCGGAGUUUACAUUUUGCGUCACACAGUAAGUUUUUGUUUUACUUAUCAUUCUAAUGUUUUUGUCUUCUACAAGUUAUGCUGGAUUGCUGUCAAGCCAAAUUAUUUAGUAGAGUGCCUUAUGACCAUUGCAGUUGCAUAUUUGCAUUGUGAACUAAUUGUUGCUAUGGUGUUAUCAUGCAGUAGAAGACAGGUCAAAAGUUACUUUGAAUUUGUUUGAAUUUUAAGCUAGCAAUUUAAGAAAGGGUCUAGUAAUUUUUCGUUGAUCUCACAGUAAUGCAAUUUUUCUGAACUGCAGGAACUUAGAUCUGUGUGAUCAAGUAUGCUAGCUGCAGAUAGCAAUGCAGGGCACAAUAGGCAGUCGACACGCCCCAAAAGUGGCUAUGAACCUUCGGAUACAGAAACUGAGUGGCAUGAUAGCCCUUGGAAUGAUGCAAUACUGAAAUCACAGCGGACUCGGCUGCCUAAAGAUCCUGGUAGGGACCCCCAAGUUGGUGCUAGAAGACAAAACACAUCUCCGAACCGAGUAAGAGAUUAUCCUGAUGAGAAAACUUCAAGCUUGAGGAAUAACCGCACUCCUCCCAGGGUCACCGAACAAAAGCGCCAUACUUCCCCAUAUGCUGGUGGAAAGAAUGAAUCACGCAAGAAGAGCAGCCGGACACCUCCCAGAUUUCGGUCUUCUAUGGAAAAAUUUAGUCGAUCGUCGAUCAAGGAGAGGAUAUCCAGUAGCCGGUCAAUUUCUACACCGAAACUACGACCACAUGAGAAGGAACACCCUUCUAGAGUUCCUGCAUUUCGUGGCACUCCUGUCUCAACACAGGCAGAAAGAGACUCAAUCGAUAUUAUGAAAGCUGGUUCACAUGCAGAAAAUUGUUCCCCAGAGACCAAUGAGUUGAUUGCAAAUAGCAAGGGGCCUAGUUCCAAACAUAAUGAGUAUAUAUGUACAAGCACAGAGUCUACAGGUGACAUCUUCUUCUCCCGUGACUGUAGGGCCCCGCUUGCAAAAACAUUAGUAAAGAAUAACAGUAUUGACAAAUCCUUCACCUCUGAUUCAAACGUCGAUGAUGCUGCUGUUACUCAAGCAAAUAGCACUAAUUUGGCCCAGACAUCACAGUUUGUUUCAGUCAGGACUGGUUUUUCACGAACUACAAACACCAGCUAUGCUAAUGGUCGGCACUCCCAAGUUAAGAGUGGCACCAAUUUGAGUAGGCAGUUAAACAGUGAACGAUUUAGUGGGGACAGUGGAAAGUUCAGUGAUUUCACUGGGAAACUAGUUGGAGGCGUCAUGAAAUUCACCUCUAGCAGGCAGAAGAAUCAAAAUGAUGCUUGGUUUCCAUGUGUGAUUGGAAAGUCAUGCCGUAAGCCAGAACCGUCGAACCAUAAAACAAAUGAUGAUUCUGAAUCAACUUUUAUUCGGAAGGCACUUGUUGUGGAGAAGAUUAGACUUUUCUGGGCUGAUAAAUAUCGUCCACGAACUUUGAGUGGAUUUACUUGUCACAGGGAGCAAAUUCAACAGCUUAAACAAUUGGUCCCCCCUGAGUUUUGCCCUCAUAUCAUUCUCAAAGGACCUCCAGGGUCAGGAAAGAAAUCAUUAUGCAGAGCAAUACUCACUGAGAUCUUUGGUGAUUCCUCUCUGAAUGUAUCUCACUAUUUGAAGAGUUGCAAUGGUCAGGGACCUGCAUCUGCGCCCAUUUUUGUCCCAUUGUCAUCAAGUGAUCACCAUGUCGAACUCAAUAUGAGGUCUCAAUCCAAGCAUGCUAGAUAUGCUUUGACAGCUCUGGCAAAUGAAAUGUCAAGUAAGCAUAAAAUCACUGAGAUAUCUGCAACAAACAACUUCAAAGUUCUUGUUCUGUAUGAUGUUGACAAAGUUAGUGAGAAUAAUCAGCGUUUGAUAAAAUGGAUAAUUGAUUCCUCCUCUGAUGCAUGCAAGAUAAUAAUGACUUGCCAAGAUGGCCCCAAUCUUCUUGAUUCUAUUACAAGCCGUUGCAAGCUUAUUAGCAUUGGUGUGCCAAAUACACGUGAGGUUGUGGAGGUUCUCACCCACGUAUCAAAAAAGGAGAGUUUCGAUCUCCCCGCAAGUUUGGCUUACACCAUUGCGACUCGAUCCGCUCACAACAUGAGGGAGGCGGUAUUGGCUCUGGAGGCAUGCAAAGCUAACAAUUACCCCUUCGUUGAUGGACAAGCUAUACCACUAGGAUGGGAUGGUGUUCUUGAGGAACUCGCAGCAGAAAUUUUAGAAGAUCCUUCUCCCAAAAGGUUGUUUUUGGUACGAGGCAAGCUCCAAAAACUCUUGGUUGAAUCCGUGCCUCCUAAACUUGUUCUCCAGAGACUCGUAGAGCUGUUCCUGAAGGGAAUCCAUGCUAACAUAAAGAGGGAUGCUUAUUACUGGCAUGCCUACUACGAUAAGAGGCUGCCGGCUGGUGCCAGUGCACUGCUGAAACUGGAAGAAUUCAUUGCCAAGUUCAUGAGCAUCCACCGGAAGAGCUUGGCACCCGAUUCAUGAAGAUUCGACCGGACCAGCCGAGAAAAAGUUGGCAUGUCCGGACGCAGUUCAGCUGAACCCUGCAGCCAGUAUGUAUUUGGUUUACCGGCCAUGGAGCCUGCCGGCGUGGCGGCGUAUAUGCUAGUACUAGUCAUAUUUGAGAGUGGGGAAAACGAAAUGAAACGAAGCAGGACUGGAACCAGUCCAUUGUGCGCUAAGAGCAUCUCUAGCACAUCCUUUAUAUCGCGGAUUCUUAUACUGUGUUUACAGUUCGAGAUUGUGUUGAGAUACGAGUCAAAAACAACCGCGGCAGAUUA
Messenger RNA from Hordeum vulgare subsp. vulgare (domesticated barley), 4072 nucleotides. RefSeq lists its product as uncharacterized. Gene Ontology annotation, cellular component: nucleus; DNA replication factor C complex. Lineage: Eukaryota; Viridiplantae; Streptophyta; Magnoliopsida; Poales; Poaceae. Gene Ontology annotation, biological process: DNA repair; DNA-templated DNA replication. The transcript has 11 exons. The coding region runs from base 1596 to 3776 and encodes 726 amino acids. The record is from RefSeq and is a predicted model, not a curated record. Gene Ontology annotation, molecular function: DNA clamp loader activity; DNA binding.